AUGUCUACAAGUACUCCUGUUACCCCUCGCGUCGAAGAUAUUGAAGGAUAUGAUACGGAAACUCUUAUCACUUACUUACAAAAUCAACAAAAUCAACGAAUUUUAAAUCUUAGAGAAGAUCAUAUUGAUGUCCUCCGCGAAAAUGAAGUCUCCGGUUAUGAUUUUCUAAAAUUGAAAAAAGUUGAUUUGGAACGAUAUGGACUUAAACUAGGACCAGCAAAAAUAAUAUCAAAGUUUGUCAUUAAGUUAAAUAAUCAAAGACUUCUGAAUUCAGAAAAAUAUUUAUCGUGUAUUCCGCCAGCCAUCGGUUAUCCUCAGGAUGCUAGUAAUUCGAGUUAUUCAACAAAUACUGGUGGUAUCUGGCCAUCAAGAAUAAUUCGUUGGAAUGGAUUCCUUGAAGAAGUAACUAGGUUCAGCUUCAAUCAAACGCCAAAAUUCGAGAGGUCACAAUUCGUUGAAGGUUUAAGAGCUCGUGUCAAAAAUAGCGUUGAAACAGCUAUGGAUGUUAAUAUUUUUCGUAUAUUGAACCAGUUCUUGUUACCAGAAUUUGAGUUUUCGAAACAAAAUGAUUCUGUUUUUAAUAACGAUAAUCCAAAACAUUGGCUUCGGAAAACCAGAUUUCACUUAUAUGAAGAUAACCAUUUUACUGGUUAUGCAAGUGGCGAUUUAAUUAACGUAAUUAGUCAGCUUUACAACUAUAUGGUUACGGAUGAAUUGCAAUAUGGUAUACUCGCAAGCUAUGACCACCACUUUUUUUUCCGCCGCCCAAUCGAUAAUCCAUCAGUACUAUUAAUUUCAGAAUCUCUUCCGUUUAAAUCAACAAAUCCGCCAGUGCUCAAAACUUAUGCAUUCUUAGUUCACCUGGCAAAUAUUAAUCCUGAAUCCCCUCAUCCUAAUUUAAUUUUAGGACGAACCAGACAAGGUUCCAGUAAUCAAAACUCAGGUUCCAAUAAUCAAAGUUUCAAUGAUCAAAGUCAAAGUUCGGGUUUAGGUACCAAUUAUCGCAAUCAGCAAGAUUCCAGGGAUCAAAGUUCUGAGGCUAAUAGUCAACUUUCGUUCAGGAUUUAA
This is a messenger RNA of Funneliformis caledonium, 1068 nucleotides long. Lineage: Eukaryota; Fungi; Glomeromycota; Glomeromycetes; Glomerales; Glomeraceae. The record is from the annotation of a GenBank genome assembly.